GCACGUUUCCUUUGUGCAAUAUGAAAACUCACGUGAGGAACGCUCGAAGGAUAUUCCGAUGUAUAUUUGCCACGUGAGUACAAGAAUCUGACAGGUGCGUUUGGUUGCACGUAUCAUUUAAUCGGCGUUUAAGAGUCAGACCGACGUUCGCAAUCUGUCUUUCGUUCUUCCCUUGUCAAAUGUUUCACGUGGUAUCGUCGUCGGUGCGGUGGCGCGCAAAUUAUAACCUCCGUUUUACGCGUUAGACAUUCACGUGGAACAACAAAGUGUUUAAACAAAUUGAACCGACGAACCAAAUGCAAACAUGGACACUAAGGCGAGGUUCAGUGAUCGCAACGCAAAAAAAAAUUUAUCGACGUCUGACAACGCCGACUACGAGUCCGACGAACUGUUCUCAGACGACGAACAAAAGAGAGAAAUUCAAUGUCAGUCCGAGAACUCCCAGGAUGUCAAAGUUCCAAGCCUGUCUGAAACACCUUCGAUGUUGUUAUCUAAUAGUUACUGCGCAGUAACACAUAACGCUACAGUUCCGUCAACACCGUUGAGUUUGUUACCGUUUUUGAAUAAAAUAAACGAACAAUGGACUAGCGACUUAGAAACACCCCAGGCUCAGUCUCAUGACAUCUCAUCGACAAGUGCAACAAAAACACAAGAAACACCUAAGCUUGAACAAUGUACAUCUGAAGUUUCGGACAAAGAAAUUGAUGUAGAUGACAUUACUUCUGCAUCUCCUGUCAUUGUCUCCAAAGCAAUGAGAAGACGUCCUAAACGUCGUAUAUUUAGAUCCUCUCUGUCUAUAGAUCCACAGUUUGAGACCAGUAAUGAAGAUGUUACAGCAAAUGCGAAUAUAGAAAUAUCUGUCAAUUCUGAAAGCCUUGAUUCUGUGAUACAGCAUGACGCUACAUGUGUGAUAUCAGUUGUACCUGAUGGUAAUGUUUUUAAAGAUUGCGAAUCUGAUAUUCUUAACAAAACUCAAGACAAUUCUAACGACAAGGAAUCAGAGAAUCUCAUCAUGAAUACCUCCAAUUCCUCAACACAGGAGUUUUUCAAAAAUGCCUCUUUCAGUAAAAUAGAUGAGCUAUGCUCUGACAAUUUUGAUAAGCAAGCAGCAACUGGAUCCACUAUCCAAUAUAAUCAGAAAGACGCUGUCGAGAAUAUCGAGAAGAAAAGUGACGCCGAAGAAAAUAUAAAUAUAGAUUUUUCGAGUGCUCGCGGUACCUUAUGUAAAAUCUCAAAGCAAGCAGCACUCAAAGCGAAGAGACUGUUUGCAGAUGUCUUUGAUGCAGAUGAAAUGCAGGAUUAUGAAUCAUUUGCUAAGAAAAGUUUUAUUGAACAGAAACACGAACAUUCGCGUUCUCUCGCAAACAAUUCUCCAGUUAAUGUUACAACAAAAGAGACGCAAGCCACGUCUACAGAGCAAGUUAAUCAAUUUGAAACCAAACACAACAUAAAACUUCCAAGUAUCCAACGCGAUUUUCAAAUUGCUUGCGGUUCGUCCAUGAAGAUUUCAGAAUCAUCAUUUUCCAAAACGAAAACAUUAUUUGCAGAACGGUUAAAUGAUAUUUCUGACAAAGAUACUUUUGAUUUAGAAGAGCUACCUGAAGAAAACGCAUCACCAGCGAAACAAUUAAAUGAGUCUAAAAACAAGCAAGAUGUAAAACUUCCGAGUGUUCAUUGCGGUUUUCAGACCGCUCGUGGUUCGUCUAUCAAUAUUUUAGAAUCAUCAUUAUCCAGAGCAAAAACAUUAUUCGCAGAACAGUUAAAUGAUAUUUCUGAGAAAAACAUUUUUGGACGAAAACUACCCGAGGAAAAAACAUUGCUUGAGGAACAAUUAAAUGAUCAGUCUAAAAACAAGCAAGAAACAAAAUCUCCGAAUGUUCAAUGUGGUUUUCAGACUGUUCGCGACACAUCCACAAAGAUCUCGCGGUCAUUGUCCAAAACAAAAACAUCGUUUGAGAAACUAUUCGAUGACGUUGUUUCUGAUAAAGAAAAUUUCGAACAGAAACUGUCUGAAGAAACAGCGUUGUUCGCAGAAGAACUAAAUGAUGAGUCCAAAAUCGAACAAGAAAUGGAACUUCCGAGUGUUCAGUGCGGUUUUCAGACUGCUCGUGGUUCGUCUAUAAAGAUUUCAGAAUCGUCAAUCUCCAAAGCAAAAGCAUUAUUUGCGGAACAAUUAAAUACUUUUGAAAAAGACAUUUUUGGACAAGAGCUACCUGAAGAAAAAGCAUCGCUAGCGAAACAAUUAAAUAUUCAGUCUAAAAACAAGCAAGAUGUAAACCUUCCGAGUGUUCAGUGCGGUUUUCAGACCGCUCGUGGUUCGUCUAUAAAUAUCUUUGAAUCAUCAUUGUCCAAAGCAAAAACACUAUUUGCAGAACAGUUAAAUAAUAUUUCCGAUAAAGACACUUUUGGACAAGAGCAACCUGAAGAAAAAUCAUCGCUAGCGGAAGAAGUAAAUAUUCAAUCUAAAAACAAGCAAGAUGUAAAACUUCCGAGUGUUCAGUGCGGUUUUCAGACCGCUCGUGGUUCGUCUAUAAAUAUCUUUGAAUCAUCAUUGUCCAAAGCAAAAACACUAUUUGCAGAACAGUUAAAUAAUAUUUCCGAUAAAGACACUUUUGGACAAGAGCAACCUGAAGAAAGAGCAUCGCUAGCGAAACAAAUAAAUAUUCAGACUAAAAACAAGCAAGAUGUAAAACUUCCGAGUGUUCAGUGCGGUUUUCAGACCGCUCGUGGUUCGUCUAUAAAUAUCUUUGAAUCAUCAUUAUCCAAAGCAAAAGCAUUUUUUGCAGAACAAUUAAAUACUUUUGAUAAAGACACUUUUGAUUUAGAAGAGCUACCUGAAGAAAAAUCAUCGCUAGCGGAAGAAGUAAAUAUUCAAUCUAAAAACAAGCAAGAUGUAAAACUCUCGAGUGUUCAGUGCGGUUUUCAGACCGCUCGUGGUUCGUCUAUAAAUAUUUUAGAAUCAUCAUUAUCCAAAGCAAAAACACUAUUUGCGGAACAGUUAAAUAAUAUAUUCGAUAAAGACACUUUUGGACAAGAGCAACCCGAAGAAAGAGCAUCGUUCGCGGAACAAUUAAACGAUCAGUCUAAAAACAAGCAAGGCGUAAAACUUUCGAGUGUUCAGUGCGGUUUUCAGACUGUUCGCGAUACAUCCACAAAGAUCUCGCGGUCCUUGUCCAAAGCGAAAGCGUCGGUUGAGGAACAAUUCGAUGACGUUUCUGAUAAAGAAAAUUUCGAACAAGAACUGUCUGAAGAAACAGCGUUGUUUGCGGAAGAAUUAAAUGAUGAGUUCAAAAUCAAACAAGAGACGAAGGAACUUCCGAAUGUUCAAUGCGGUUUUCAAACUGCUCGCGGCGCAUCCGUGAAGAUAUCGCAGUCGGCGUUGUCCAAAGCGCAAGCGUUAUUCAAUAAUGAUUUAAAUUACGCCGUAUCAAAAUCGGUCAGUGCGGAAAACAACAAUCAUUUUCCUAUCAAAGAAUUUAAUCGAGAAGAAGAAGCAGACAGCGGGCGUGGAAGUGCAAUGUCUAAUUAUUCUGCGCAAACGUUGCCCAAAGCGAAGAUAACGUUCGCGAAACGACUGACCAGUCCACUGGAAUCGGUUGUCACAAAGCGAAACAACGUUAUCGAUAAAAUAGGAAACAGUCAGUUUGCGGAACUGUCGAGUGUUGGACGUGAAAUUCAGACCGCUCGCGAUACAUCCGUCAAGAUUCCAAGACGAGUUUUGUACAGACCGAAAACCUUGUUGGCGAAUCGAUUAGACUAUUCGUCGGAAGUGAACGUUCGAGAAAAUAUCGAUCUUGAAGACGAUGCGAAACGAUGUGAUUCAACAACAAGCGGAAUUCAACAGGUGCUGAUCAACGUUCCGCCGAGAGAACGAGCACGUCUGGACGAUUGUUCGGCGGAUGAGAACAGUCCCGACUUGAUGUACGCGUCUUGGCUGCAGAAACGCAAAUCGAGCGAUCCCGCCUCGUCCAAUUCGGACGAGAACACACCGCUCGGUGCUAGAAACCGCGAGUUCAAGAGACACGAGUCGAAGAAAGCUCGGCUCAGCAACGAGCUUCAAGCGAGAAAAUUAUUUCCAGACGAUGCAAACGCGGACGAAAACCCGAACGAAAACAAGCAAUUGAGUUUUGUCGCGAGAUCCGGCUCGGAAACGCCCAAACAAGAUGUCGCGGAACCGAACGAAUCUGAAGCAGCGGGCAGUCCGGUUAUAGGAACGAAAAAAACCGUUUGCAGGAAGCGGAGAAGUUUCGAACAUCGCGGGGAGAAGAAAAGUGGAUCGCAAGAGAAUGCGAACGAAGCGCCGAUACGAGAGAACGUGUCGGAAAACGCGUCUCGCGAAAGAAACGACGAUUUGAACGAAUUGGAAGACGCGAAGAAGACGGGAGAUUUCGCGCCGGGACAAAAUGCGAAGACCGAAAACGUUGAAUCGAUCGAAUACGACGACACUCAGUUAAUGAUGAACUUCGUCGAUCAAUCGGUAAAGAUUCUGCAGGAUCGUCUGGCGGCCACGUUGGAACAAGAGAGCGUAAUCACCGCGAAAAGAAGACACGGAUGCAAGCAGUCGGUGGGUCAUCUGUAUCGUUACAAGGAGGCGAACGCCAAGGCCCGUUUGUCGCUGAAAGAUAUCGGUAACGGCGCGCCGCCCGUGCCGCUCACCUCACGGGAGCUGAUCGAACGGCGCGUACCACCGAAUGUUCUGACGAUCACGUCCGCGACCGCCGCGUCGUACAAAUUUCAAUGCUCCGAUUUUUACGGAAGCGACGUGGCGCGGAGCAACGUGCGCGGGAUCGAGAUGGGGGACGGCGCGCGUCUGAUCAUGGAUGAGAACGGGUACGUGGGAAUUUGGGAAUUUCAGCGCUGCUUCCUAGCGAGCACGGGUGUAGAUCCGAAUCUCGUUCCCGCGCGCUGGAUCGAGAAUCACUACCGUUGGAUCGUUUGGAAAUUGGCGUCUAUGGACAGGAUGAAAUUCGGAUCGGCCGAAUUGCCCAGAUCGUUAACACCUUCGCACGUAAUGACGCAACUGAAGUAUCGCUACGAUCGGGAGAUCGAUCGGUCCCAGCGACCGGCUCUGAGACGUAUCUUGGAAAAGGACGACGUCGCGUCGAAGAGAAUGAUUCUAUGCGUAUCGUCUGUAAUUGAAAACGACAAUGCGAGUUCGACAGCGGAAACGAGUCCUCCUAAAAGCGCGGCGAAAUGGAAGAUAGAACUGACGGACGGCUGGUACGGCGUGGCUGCUUGCGUCGACGUCGGCAUGGUGAAGAAUCUGUUGACCGGUAAAGUGAAAGAGGGCACUAAGCUGGUGAUGUCCGGCGCGGAGUUGUUGAACUGCGAUCAAGGUUGUUAUCCACUGGAGGUAACCGCAGACGUGUGUCUGAAAUUGCACACGAACUCAACCAGGCGCGCACGAUGGCACGCGAAAUUGGGAUACACGCCGCGUUCGGGACCGAUACCCAUCAGAUUGCGUAACGUGUGUCCGAACGGCGGCCUAAUCGGCAAGAUGACGGUUCUCGUCGCCAGAGUGUAUCCGAUGUUAUAUCACGAGAGAACCGCGUCCGGAGAUUCGGUUGUAAGAAACGCUAAAUGCGAGGAGAAAGCGCAGAGCAAGUACGAGCAGCAAUGUUGGUCCGACAUAGAGAAGUUUUACGCCAAAGCGGAGAAGGACUUUCAGGAUAAAGUUCCUUCCGACGAGAUCGACGGCAUGACAAUUCAGUUGAAUGAAGAUUACGAGAAUUUGUCAUCGGAGGAUUUCGUCUCCGAACAACGACAUAACGAACUGAUGCAGGAAUUGCGUCAGAAGGAGGAGAGAUUCAAGCAGCAAUUACAGUCGAAGUUGCGUCAGAGCUUACCGGGUCCGCGUCAGGUCUCGCCGUUGCUAAAAGUUCGCGUGUGCGACGACAACGCGAACGCUAUUCUCUCGAUUUGGCUGCCGAGCGAGGAGAUCGUCGACACCGUCAAGGAAGGCGCCUGCGUCUCGCUCCGCAACGUCGUGGCUUCCGGCAAGAGAGGAAGCGAGCUGCAACUCACCGCGGGCCGCUGCGCAAUUUUCAAACCGGACAAGAGGAGCGACAUGUCCCAUCCCCCCAGAACGUACACGCCGCUCCGCGAAAUAACGAGUUCCGAAUUUGCGCCGCCCUACGGGGAAUUCGACACGAUCGGUUUUGUCUGUUCGGUUGGUCCCGCGCCUUACGGCAUGAAAGACUUCGAGGUUGCGCAUAUAGCGUAUCCGAAUUCUCCCUCGAGCAACGACACUUCGUAUCUCUCGAUAUUGUUCUGGCAAGGAAUAUCCAACUACGGCUACACGGAAAUUCUCAUCGUCGGAUCUGUCGUGGCGUGCGCGAACUUGGAAUGGCGCAGAGCAAGUUCGUGGAAUAUUCCGGUUGCGUAUUGUACGGAGAGAAGUACUUUUACGCGCAAUCCACGCCGAAAUCAUCACUUGUACGAGCCCUUUGAGAAUCUACGAGGUCUGAUCACGAAUCCAAUUGAAUAUGCCAAAGAGCGCGCUUCCGAACUUAACGUGGAAUUGCAAAAGAAAGCGACACCGACGCGUUACGCAUCGAACAAAAACACUCCGAUCAAAACGACGUUCAAUUCGACGUUAAAUUUCGACAAGAAACCGACCGAUUCGCCGUUGUUGACGCCGAAACCGGGACUCGGCAUCACGUCGAAUUACGUGCCGUCGAAUUCCACGAUUCAAAAACGACUCGAGAAACUUCAGUACUUGGGCGAACCGCCCAAAUUGUCACCUCUGGUAAUUAGAAACUCCAAGAGGAUGUCUCUGCAGUUUCGAUCGCCCGUUUGCGUUUCAAACUCGACGGAAAACAACAACAACUCGUCGAGAGCCAGUCAAUCCGGAGAUCCGAACGCGUCCCAGUGAAAAACAACAUAAUUGUUGCUUGUGCACUUUGGUUUUAAUUACAUACAAAUAUUAAUUCAAGUGUAAA
Pseudomyrmex gracilis is the source of this 6941-nucleotide messenger RNA. RefSeq names its product breast cancer type 2 susceptibility protein-like. NCBI's taxonomy places the organism in Eukaryota, Metazoa, Arthropoda, Insecta, Hymenoptera, Formicidae. Gene Ontology annotation, biological process: double-strand break repair via homologous recombination; regulation of DNA-templated transcription. Bases 305 to 6874 code for a protein of 2189 amino acids. The record is from RefSeq and is a predicted model, not a curated record. The transcript is spliced from 12 exons.